Messenger RNA from Iphiclides podalirius (scarce swallowtail), 354 nucleotides. The record is from the annotation of a GenBank genome assembly. Lineage: Eukaryota; Metazoa; Arthropoda; Insecta; Lepidoptera; Papilionidae.
AUGCGCCCCGGCCCCUCGCAGGAUCUACAGAAGCAUUGCCUGGUCAAUAAACGGAAAAAUGUAGCGGUUCGAGCGGUCCAGAGACGACACCCCAAAUCUAGGGCACGUGACUUGCAGACACACGCGGCUAGAUCUCAACUCACAUUAGCCACCAACGGUUACAGUCCAAGGGAGUCUUAUCCUAUGAGGCGUGCGUCCGGCGCGGCGUUCACGGCUCGACUGAGGCGCCGCGUCGCCUCCACCCCCGCCGCCGCGCUACCCCCUCCCGGCUGCAUCCUUCAAACGCUCCCUGAUGAUCGGGAGGAGAUACAGAUGCAACUGGAACGCCGCAUUGGGCGCCUUUUUUGCGCGAGA